Polypterus senegalus (gray bichir) is the source of this 2578-nucleotide messenger RNA. RefSeq names its product solute carrier family 46 member 1 (gene slc46a1). The record is from RefSeq and is a predicted model, not a curated record. Gene Ontology annotation, molecular function: transmembrane transporter activity. Gene Ontology annotation, cellular component: plasma membrane. The coding region runs from base 204 to 1715 and encodes 503 amino acids. NCBI's taxonomy places the organism in Eukaryota, Metazoa, Chordata, Cladistia, Polypteriformes, Polypteridae. Gene Ontology annotation, biological process: transmembrane transport. The transcript is spliced from 6 exons.
CCCAUGCCCUGAUAAAACGAGUGAGGUCGAAGAUCGAUUACCUGCCUGACUGUGGCUCAAGGGGUCUGCAACUGGGCGCAGUCGCUAGCCAUAUUUAAGCGGCAUGUGCCCGUCCACGAAAACCGAGGACUUUGGCACGUAUUUGUCGAUGGCCACUGCCUUAUGCGCGGCGGUCUGAACGAUUCCUCGGUCGAUUUGGAGCCAUGCAGGAGCCGCCGUCACCAUCCUACACUGCCGCUCCUCCCCUUCACCUAAAAACACUUCCAGUCGCCGGCAGAGCCAUGGAGGAGCGCGGUCCGACCGGGGAGUCCGGCGAAGAGGAGCGGGUGACGGGCAGCCCGGGAGAUGAGGAACCGCGCGUGUCGGUUUCUCAAAGCUGUCGCUUUCGGCCUGCAGUCUCCGUAGAGCCGGUGCUUUUCUUCUCUAUGUUUGCACUGGCGUUGCAGACGCCGCUGUGCACUCAGUACUUGUGGGACCGCAUAAGCUUCGAUUUGGGCUUCAAUGGCACGCGAGAGCGAGGAUGCGGCAAUCACAGUGGGCCAGAAGACUCACUUCUGAAGCAAGUGGAGACACAAACAGCACACUGGAACUUGUACAUCAAUCUGGCUGGUUUUACGGUGGGUCUCUUUUCCGUUACACUCCUAGGGCCAUGGAGUGACCAGGUGGGACGACGACCAGUGCUCAUCUUUCCUUGCCUGGGGCUGGCAAUGCAGGCAGGCCUCUAUCUGCUUGUGAUGUACCUGCGGCUACACGUGGCCUGGUUUCUCCUUGGCCGGUUGCUGAGUGGUCUUUCCGGAGACUUCAAUGCUAUUCUUGCAGGCUGCUUCGCAUACAUAGCGGACACCAGUGACAGACAAGCUCGUACUUUCCGAGUGGCCAUCUUGGAGGCCUGCCUGGGUUUGGCAGGAAUGCUGGCAAGCAUUGUGGGAGGGCAGUGGCUUCAAGCACAGGGCUACAUCAAUCCCUUCUGGCUUGUCUUGGCCAUCAACCUUGCAACAGCCCUUUAUGCUUAUCUCGUUAUUCCAGAGUCUCUAACACCGGACAAGGAAGCCAAACUCUUCACCCUAAAGCACUACAAGGCUGUGUACAAUCUUUACAGCACUCGAGGAGAAUGGGGCCGCAGAGCAAAAUUAGGGUUUUACACAGCAGCCUUCUUCAUAGUUGUCACUGUCCACUUUGGAGCCAAGGAUCUGUAUGUGCUGUAUGAGCUUAGCGCUCCACUGUGCUGGGACUCGACACUGAUUGGUUACGGCUCAGCCGCAGAACAUCUGACUUACCUAAGCAGCCUUCUAGGCUUGAGGGUGAUGCAGGUAUGCUUGGAAGACUCCUGGGUGGCUAUUGUUGGCUUGUGUUCAAACAUCAGCGGCCUAGUGGUCAUCGCACUGGCAAACUCCACUGCAUUGAUGUUUACAGGAUAUGCAGUGAGGUUUCUCUCAAUGGCAACAACCCCAGUGCUCCGAUCAAAGCUGUCGACACUCGUCACCGUGUCAGAGCAGGGAGCUCUGUUUGCAUCUAUUGCUUGUGUGGAAAGUGUUUGUUCUCUGGUGUCUACUGGGGUCUUCAACUCUCUUUACCCUGCAACACUUCACAUAUUGAAAGGUUUCCCCUUUCUGUUUGGUGCUGCACUUCUCCUUAUCCCGGCUGUCAUCCUUGGUUGUGUGAGGCGUUGGCAGACAGGCCAGGAGUACAGUCGUCACUUUGAGGACACUUCCUGAAGGAUCCACCCUGCGAGCCAGAAGCCCUCCGACUUAAUGGAGAUGUACCUUGACAUUUUUUGAUGAAAACUUGCCUCUCUCUAUGGCAGCACCGGCAGCAGGAUCCUUUAUUCUGAAAACUCUACCAUGCAGCCCGUCAUUUGGUUAAAGAGAUGGGAGUGCAGCUGAGGUGGGACACUUGGUCAGAUUCAUUACAUUCAGGUGGGCGGAGGCAGUGGAAUUAAGAAAAUCAAAUAUGAGCUUUCUGUUUUCUUUUGCACAACCUAACAGCAAUUUGCAAAUAAUUAAGCCCAAUGGUGCAGAAUUAGAAGAGAAUAACCCAAUGUCUCAUUUGAGAUUGUCAGGUUUUUGGAGUGUCCUGGCAUUUUUUCUUGUAAAAAGCCCUAUACGGACCCCCAUAGUGUCCCUCAAUGGUCUCACUCUCUGAUUUACCAUCAGGUGUUUGAGGGGCUUCACAACAGUCGAUGACUAGCAGGCCAGUCCAAGAACGUGCUCCUACUAUGCCACAAUUAGAUUUUUUUAUUUUAAAAUUAUAUUGCUGCAGGCGUUCCCAAAGCGAGAUGGUCUAGCCGAGUGACUUGUGCACAGCCCAUCUGGCAACUAUUAGCUUUUAAUAGCAAUAAGAGUUUUAUACCAAAUGAACAUGGAGUCCAAACUCCCUUUUCUUUUAAUUGUUUAGCAAAGUCUGAGCGAACAAACAGGUUUCUGUCUGCUGUUUAAGACAUCUAAGAGGAAAACUGAAAUAUCCUAAGUCAGAAUAUGAAGUUCAACUAUGGGACAAGUGUUAAAGCUGUGAAAACAUGAAUGGCACAUACUUCAAUUUUAAUUUACUUUUUACUAAAUAAAUGUGACAUUAAAGUUGA